Molecule: messenger RNA, 453 nt
Organism: Penaeus chinensis
Lineage: Eukaryota; Metazoa; Arthropoda; Malacostraca; Decapoda; Penaeidae
Product: U6 snRNA-associated Sm-like protein LSm4
Exons: 3
Coding region: 127-453 (108 amino acids)
Biological process (GO): nuclear-transcribed mRNA catabolic process; mRNA splicing, via spliceosome; P-body assembly
Cellular component (GO): spliceosomal tri-snRNP complex; P-body; U6 snRNP
Molecular function (GO): U6 snRNA binding
Source: RefSeq, a predicted model, not a curated record
GCAAACGUUUCCCAGGCGGGAUGUGAAGGAGCGCCGGCCGGACCGAAGACAGCAGUAGCUUUGGGCCGGAGCCUUGGAAGCCCGAGCCUUGGUCCCCCUUGCCGUAGUCCCCCGCGCCGCCUCGCCAUGUUGCCCCUCUCUUUGUUGAAGACGGCUCAGAACCAUCCCAUGCUGGUAGAAUUAAAAAAUGGAGAAACUUAUAAUGGAAAUUUAGUGUCAUGUGACAACUGGAUGAAUAUAAACCUAAAAGAUGUCAUCUGCACAUCAAGGGAUGGUGACAAGUUCUGGAGAAUGCCUGAGUGUUAUAUUCGAGGGUCAACAAUUAAGUACCUGCGACUUCCUGACGAAGUGAUUGAUUUGGUUAAGGAAGAGGUGAUAGCAAGAGGACGCGGUAGGGGUGAAAGUAGAGGACGUGUGAGGACCAGAAGAUUGCCGAGUAGGAUCCUUGUAUAG